AUCCGCUUUACGUGCCUUGAUAUGCCAUUCAAUACUCUGAAAUCUUGCGUCCUAUACUUGCUUCGUUAUAUCGAUUGGCUUCAAAUUUCUUCUAGAUCUCAUGGCUUUUUAUCUUCUAUGCUUUGCUCAGAUUUUGAUCGAUCAAGUACCUCAAACAUGUAUCGUUCCUAUGUUGACAUUAGCUCGUCAGUGGUAUCGGUUUCGAGACGACUGUGCUCUUUGUACGUGAGGGCGCCUCAGUCUUGAUGACCGACAUCUCCGCCAAGGCAUUGGAGGCGGCCAUUAAGAAGGUCAAGCAAUUGUUGCCUGAUGCUACCUCCAAGGUUGAAACCAUGGUCUGCGACGUCUCCAAGGAAGAGAGCGUGGCUGCUGCAGUUGCCCACCUUGACGCCUGGGGCGGCCUUGACAUCAUAUUCAACAAUGCCGGUAUCAUGCACGCUGACGACGCGGAUGCCAUUGCCACGGAGGAGAAGAUCUGGGAACUCACUCAGCGCAUCAACGUCAAGGGUGUAUGGUAUGGAUGUAAGCAUGCCGUGCUCAGCUUACGCAAGCACAAGAAGACAAAGGGCAGCAUCAUCAACACAGCCAGUGUUGUUGCAUUAGUCGGCAGCGCUACGCCUCAGCUUGCAUACACUGCCAGCAAGGGCGCUGUCCUCGCCAUGACCCGCGAGCUUGCUAUUGUGCACGCUCGGGAAGGUUUCCGCUUUAAUUCACUUUGCCCUGCGCCUCUCAACACUCCAUUGCUCCAGGACUGGCUUGGCGAUGACAUUCCCAAGCGCCACCGGCGUGAGGUUCACUUUCCCACCGGUCGCUUUGGUGAGGCCAUCGAGCAGGCACAUGCUGUACUGUUCCUUGCCAGCGACGAAAGCUCUUUCGUCAACGGAAGCGAUUUUGUCGUCGACGGCGGCAUGUCGAAGGCCUACGUUACCCCCGAAGGUCCGGCGACGAAGGCACCAGUCAACUUUAGCAAGUUGUAAACUAGUAAGGUGUUAAUGUUCGGGAUAUGCCCGAAACCUUUUGAGUUCAUAGACCUCGUUUUGAGGCCGUCUUAUUGUUCCUGGGAAAUACCAUCUACAUUUACUAUCAAAGGAUUCAUUUCGAAAUGCUCCAUCUUUCAGCACCAAAAAU
Messenger RNA from Xylona heveae TC161, 1128 nucleotides. Its product is annotated as short-chain dehydrogenase. NCBI's taxonomy places the organism in Eukaryota, Fungi, Ascomycota, Xylonomycetes, Xylonales, Xylonaceae. The record is from RefSeq and is a predicted model, not a curated record. The transcript has 4 exons. The coding region runs from base 246 to 977 and encodes 243 amino acids. Gene Ontology annotation, molecular function: oxidoreductase activity.